This is a messenger RNA of Zingiber officinale, 3290 nucleotides long. RefSeq lists its product as uncharacterized. The record is from RefSeq and is a predicted model, not a curated record. Gene Ontology annotation, biological process: regulation of defense response to fungus. The transcript has 5 exons. Bases 460 to 3021 code for a protein of 853 amino acids. Lineage: Eukaryota; Viridiplantae; Streptophyta; Magnoliopsida; Zingiberales; Zingiberaceae.
GUCGUCGCCCACAUCAUUACGCCAACGCCGUCCUCCAAAACCCCGCCUUUCGUCUUCUCCCUCCAUUUCCUUUCGAAUCCACGCCUGUUUCUCUCUCCGCCUGCCGCCUCUCAUGGCGAAGAAAGGGCGGUCUCGGCGGAAGUAAAGUGGAGACCGAGCAGAAGAGGAAUCGCCUUUCGCGAUUGCCGAGAAAGGGCCGGGUUUUGCUCUCCUUCUGCGCUUGACGUGACGGGCGCGGUCCCGCUGGGAAAUCCCAUCGCCCUCUUAUUUCGGUGCUCAAUCGCGUCCGCGCGUGAUGUAAAAGAGAGCACUUUUUUGGUGAUACGAGAAUGGAAAGCUGGAAUUUUGGUGGGGAUUUGUAGGAGGUGGGGCAAAAGGUCGGUGCUUGGCGUUAAUCUGGAGGGUUUGAGUGCUUUGAGGGUUAUGGAAGAGCGAUACGGUUUGUUAUCGCGGUGACAGAUGGACGGAGGAGGAGGAGAGUCUAAGGUUCGAGUGGUGCGGUGCCCUAAUUGCCAGAAGCUUCUUCCGGAGCUCGCCGAUAUCUCGCUCUAUCGCUGCGGUGGUUGUGGCGCUACUCUUCAAGCAAAAGGACCACCCCCCAAGUUAGAACCUUCAUCCGAUAAACCUGAUGGACCUAAGGUCGAAUAUCUCGAGCUCUCUGAGAGAACUUCAGAGAGCAAACCUAUGGUUUUAGAUGCAAGCUUGGGGCUUGAUCUUGGUGGCAAUACAGAUGGACUUGGAAGACAUGAGGAAAUUGCCCUUUCUACUACAACUACUACUACUACUGCUUCUACUACUACGAGGAAAGAGAACUGUUCAGGAGUAGAUGAUCUCAUCGAGAAGAACGAAAGAGAACAGUAUGGUAGUAAUGGCCUGUAUCAGCCAAUGUUAUCAGUUGAUAGUAUAAGCAACAAUGGGAAAGCAGUAGUCGAGACAAUUUUACAUGAGGGAGAGGAAACUGAGCAAUUGGUUGAUAAAUCUUUAUAUGCUCAGCAAGCAUUAGUCCAAAAUGCCAAGAAUGUUUGGAAUCCGAAAGCUUUCAGAAAAGGUGUUCAACUUGAUAGUUAUUCUGAUGAAGGUCCAUCUAACUACUAUCAGAAUGCAAGAGGUAGGUUUCCUAAUGGUGAUUUUGACAAGAAAAAAAACCUUGAACCAGACCAAGCAGAGAUGUUGAGAAUGCUUGAUGAAUUAAGAGAUCAGUUGCAAAGAACAUGCGAAGUCACAGACAAGCAAAAAAUGAGCAUCAUGGUUGAUAGAUCGACAACUUCCUGCAGUUCCUACACCCAUCAUGCCCGUGCCAAUAGAUUUCCUAAUGGUUCAUUUUCAUUAAACCGAAGUCCUUCUGGUCGGACUCCAAGAGAAUUGGAGCACAAUGCGAGCAGACUGGUUUCUUUAGCUAAUGCGCCUUCUCAGAGCAGCAUGACUGGGUAUGGGGAUCCAUUGGUCCAUAGAAAAGCUCCAUUUCACCUAGCUGUGGAGUACCCAUUGAGGCCAGUCAACAAUUCUAAUGGGCAAUUGGAUCAUCAUCGUGCCAACUUCUAUAAUCAAAAUGUACAUUACCAUCAAGCGGCCUGUUUAUGCCUUCAUUGCAAUGGCAGACACUUCUCAGGAGCUGCAAGAGGCCAUUCAACAACAUUGAGUCAUCAGGUCUCGUAUUUUACAGAUAAUUGUGAAUUACCUCAUAUUGCUGCUCCCUUGAUCCUGGGGUCGAGAAGUUGUAAUUCAAGAUCGAGAAGUAUUCCUUCUAAUCCACACGAGCCACGGGUACAUCGCAAGGCCACGAUCAGCAAGAAUUAUGGGCGUCUGUGUCAUUCCUUUACUGGUGGUGCCCCUUUCGUGAUAUGUAAUUAUUGCUUUGAACUUCUGGAACUACCUGGCAAAUCUUUGGCACUGAACAAGAAAACAAAUAAACUGAGAUGUGGUGCUUGCUUCAAACUCAUUUCCGUUUACUGUGAUGGAAGUAAACUUGUCGCAUCUGCUUUGGCACUAGUAUCGCCUGUUUCACCCAAGGACAAUGGCUUUGCUGGCUAUAACCCAUGCAAUUCUGACCAACAUACAGAUGAAAGGUUAGUUUUACCAUGUGUUGUUACAAGCAGUGAUCAUGAGAUGAUCGAAAGGGCACAUGGGUUGAAGAACACAGAUGAGUUUGAUGAUAUGAAAGGGAUCUCUUCUACUUCUGCUAUGUCAGAGCAUGCCAACAGCUCAGAUAAUGUAAUCUCGGAGAAAGGGGUGCCUAACUAUGCAGAUAUUCCCGUUGGACCUCAGAUUAUUUCACGCACACCGAGCCUUCCAAUUCAUGCUGAUCAAACAAUUGAUGGAUGGGGAAGUGGAAAUUGCAGUAAACGCUCUGAACAAGAAAAGAAUACAAUCUUAAGCGGUAACUUCAGACAGAACUCACUCAAAGAUGUUUCUAUGGCAACCAAAAUGGAUUUAUUAGUGAAUGAAUUUCCAGAUGUAACUUCUUCUCGAGAUGAUACAGCCUUGAUAAUCAAACAUAAUAUUCAGCCAAGAACAGCUAAGGCUGGAGAUUCAUUUCUUGGCAGCAUCAAGAAGAGCUUUCGGUUCCAUAAAUCAAUGACACGUGACAGAUCUAAGGUUACAGUCAACGGUUACCCGAUUCCUGACCGGUUAGUUAAGAAGGCUGAAAAACAAGCUGGCACAAUAUAUCCUGGUGAUUACUGGUAUGACUAUCGCGCUGGAUUUUGGGGGGUGAUGGGGCAUCCAUGCCAAGGCAUUAUUCCUCCAUUCAUUGAGGAGUUCAAUUACCCAAUGGCCAAGAAUUGUGCAGGUGGAAACACUGGCAUCCUUGUUAACGGACGCGAGCUCUGUCAAAAAGAUCUGGAUUUGCUUGUUGGUAGGGGGUUUUCAACUGCUACUGGUUCUUAUAUGCUCGACAUUUCUGGGAGAGUUUGGGAUGAAUCCUCUAGUGAAGAGUUAGAUAGCAUCGGCAAACUUGCACCAACAAUUGAGAAAAUGAAGCAUGGAUUUGGCAUGCGGGUUUUGAGGACCUUUGCCAAGUGACUACUAGUUAAGGUUGGCGAUGUGCUGAUCGAUAGAAAUCCUGCACAAGUUUUAGCUGCUGAGGGAGAAGAAUCAUUUGUCUUUGUGGUGUUCUCUUGUUCACACAAUCAUUUGUAUCAUUUAAAAGGUUCUUUUCUUUUUCUCCUAUUUUACUGUUUUAUUGUAUUAAAUUUAUGUUUUGUAGGUUUCCUUCUCUUUAGGUUGACUGAUAGGUCUGUACAAUAGCUUUGGUUUCUUAAUGAAAUUGAGAUGCACUUUUCCGUUUGCUC